UCAUCAAGGACAAGGAAUCUCUUUUCCACAAAACUAAGCUAUAUCACCACUAAAACAUCACAAAACAUUACAAUCAAAACCAGCAUCAACCAUGUCAAGUAACAUUACCGAACACCUCAGGGGUGCCACGGACCCUGAGGCCGAGGGUGACUUCCACAGCGCAGACGACAACGAAAACUGCCUCGACAGCGAAACCUCCGACCAAGAAGACGACGUCGAUAGCUCCAACUACAUAUACAUCAUCAACACAAUCCUGAGCGGCACUGCCCGUCUCAACGUCCUGCUUCCCACGGCCACCAUCCUUGCCUUCUCCAUCUUCGCCCCGUUACUGACCAACGACGGCAAAUGCACCACGUUGGACCGGUGGCUGAUGGGAUUUUUCCUGGCCGUGUCGGCCAGCUCGUGCGUGUUCUUCUCGUUCACGGACAGUUUCAGGACGAGCAGCGGCCGGCUCUACUAUGGGGUGGCCACGCUCCGUGGGAUAAGGAACUUUGGGGGAGGGCGGGCCCGGCCACGCCUCCCGGGGGAGUAUAGGCUGCGGUGGAGCGACGCGUACCACGCAUCGCUCUCGUUGGUUGCGUUCCUUACCUUUGCAUUGCUGCAGAGUGAUGUGCUGAGCUGCUAUGAUCUGGUUUUGGCAAGGAAGUUCACUAAUACUUUUCCACUUGUGGUUGGUUUUGUGAUUAGUCUUCUCUUUGUGUUGUUCCCUUCAAAGAGGAGAGGCAUUGGGUAUCCUUUCCUGCUGCAGAUUGAUAAUUUCCACAACAGAAAAUGAUGAUCAAAUAAUCACAUAAAGAAAUAAUGUCUUUUUCAUAAUGAAGAAGCAAAUUUUCUUGAUUGUAUUUGAUAGAUUUUAAAGAGGGUGUAAACUCAUAUUGAUGAAAAACAACAUAAAAAAAAUGGGAGUGAUUAAGAAGAGAGACAUGUGAUAUGGAAUGCUAACUUUGAUUUAAGUUGGCAUAAAAAGUGUGUGUGUGUGUGUGAAAUUCUUCUUUGGGCUACA
Salvia hispanica is the source of this 1003-nucleotide messenger RNA. RefSeq names its product protein DMP2-like. Lineage: Eukaryota; Viridiplantae; Streptophyta; Magnoliopsida; Lamiales; Lamiaceae. The record is from RefSeq and is a predicted model, not a curated record. Gene Ontology annotation, biological process: endomembrane system organization.